Cooperia oncophora is the source of this 192-nucleotide messenger RNA. The record is from the annotation of a GenBank genome assembly. Lineage: Eukaryota; Metazoa; Nematoda; Chromadorea; Rhabditida; Trichostrongylidae.
AUGAAAGAGAACAAAUGCUUCCCACCGGGUACACAGGUCGGUCUACCAGCGAAAUCCGGUGUUUCUGGAGUGAUGAUCGGUCCGUUGGUUCCAAAACAUUUGAUGGGAUAUUCGCCCUUUUCUCUCGCACCUCUGGAUCAGGCUAGGCAUAUCCUCGGGAGCUCACGUGCGUUGCCUUUUUUGUCAUGGGGC